AUGUCCAACGACGAUCUCAAGGCGCACGCCGCCUCAAACCAAGACUUCUACGCCCUCCUUGAUGUCCCAGCCGCCGCCAACGAGUCCGAGAUCAGACGCGCAUACCGCCGUACAGCAUUGAAGUACCACCCGGACAAGAUCGCAAACCCCACAGCAGCCGACAUCGACAAGUUCCACAUCCUACAAAUCGCCUACGAUGUCCUUUCAGAUCCAGACGUCCGCCAGCUCUACGAUAAUGCGCGAGAAGCGCGCCAGCGCAAGCAGCGCGAGCGCGACAUGAUGGGCGCCGCGAAGCGGAAGAUGCGCGAAGACCUAGAAGCCCGCGAGCGAGCAGGUGCGCCGGAUGGCGGCGCGGGCGCAAAACAAGGUGCCAAGAGGUCGUGGAUGGGUGGCGAGGACGACGCGGAGGAGAAAUUACAGCGGGAGAUUGAGAGGAUUGCGGAGGAUGGGCGGCGGCGGCGACGUGAGGCCGAGGACAAGCUGAAGAAGGAGGUGGAUGAGGAGCAGAAGAAGGUGCGGGAAGAGGAGGAGGAAGCGCGUAAGGCGGCGGAUCGCAGUAGUCAGCGGGUGGAUCGGUCGAAGGAGACGGGUGUUCCUGAGCUUGAGCGUGCGGUGAAAGUACGAUGGGUGAGGGAGGGCCGUGGGCUGGAGCUUGAUAUUGAGCGGUUGGCUGUGUUGUUUGCGCCGUUUGGAAAAGUUGAGAGUACUUUCAUGCUCAAGGAUAAGCGUCAGCGGAUUGGAAACAACAAGGAGAAGAAGACUGUUGCGACGGGCGUGAUUGUCUUCGUCUCGAUUGUGAGCGCUCACACUGCUGUGGUCGACAGCGAGAAGAAGCUCCGCCAGCAUGCGGGUCAAGAUGGUGAAUGGGGUCUUAUCGAGUCUGUCUUCUGGGCAUCAGGCAAUCAGCCCGAUCUAGGGCCCGGCCAAUCUGCGACAGAUGCACCAUCCAAAUCCCAAGACGCUGAAACCGCGCCAAAGACCUCUAGCCACACCUCCAAUGGGACUGCUAAGCCUUCGUUCAACUUUACGGGCAUGAAGUCAGCCCCUCCUCCGCCUGGAAAAACGCCUUCAUUUGGCUCAUUCACUUCUGCAUCUGCCGCGGCAGCUGCUCCGAACGCAUCAUCAUUCAAUCCAUCGCCGGGUACGCCCAGUUUCCAGGAGGUUACUAUGAUGAAGCUGAAGAACGCACAGCGAGAGAAAGAGCGCAAAGCUCUCGAAGAAGAGCUUGCUCGAGAAGACGAGGCCGCCGACGCAGCAGAAGCAGCGGCUAAGACUACCUAG
Messenger RNA from Penicillium soppii, 1281 nucleotides. RefSeq names its product putative cell cycle control protein (Cwf23). Gene Ontology annotation, cellular component: spliceosomal complex. The transcript has a single exon. The record is from RefSeq and is a predicted model, not a curated record. Lineage: Eukaryota; Fungi; Ascomycota; Eurotiomycetes; Eurotiales; Aspergillaceae. Gene Ontology annotation, biological process: spliceosomal complex disassembly. The coding region runs from base 1 to 1281 and encodes 426 amino acids.